GGUCCUCUUUCUGUAGAGAAGAUUGCGAAGUGUGUCAAGAUGAAGCAGGCACCGGAGACCCUCGGCAGCACGAACGGGAAGACCCAGAACUGUGAAGUGAAUCGUGAAUGUUCCGUGUUCCUCAGCAAAGCCCAGCUCUCGACCAGUCUACAGGAGGGGGUCAUGCAGAAGUUCAACGGCCACGACGCACUUCCCUUUAUCCCAUCCGAGAAGCUGAAGGACCUGACGUCCCGUGUAUUUAAUGGCGAGCCUGGUGCUCAUGAUGCCAGACUGCGCUUUGAGUCCCAGGAAGUGAAGGCGCUCGGGACGCCGCCCAGCACCACCCCCAUCAAAAACGGCUCUCCGGAGAUUAAGCUGAAGAUCACCAAAACGUACAUGAACGGGAAACCUCUCUUUGAAUCUUCGAUUUGCGGGGACGGCGCUGCUGCCGUGUCCCAGUCGGAAGAACACGGACAAAAACCGGAAAAUAAGGCCAGAAGGAACAGGAAGCGGAGCAUAAAGUACGACUCCUUGCUGGAGCACGGUCUUGUUGAAGCAGCGCUGGUGUCCAGGAUCUCGAGUCCUUCUGACAAAAAGGUUGCGGCUAAGAAAGAGUCCUGUCCAAAUACUGGCAGAGACAAAGACCACCUGUUGAAAUACAGUGUUGGCGACUUGGUGUGGUCCAAAGUGUCCGGUUACCCUUGGUGGCCGUGCAUGGUUUCCGCUGACCCACUCCUUCACAACUACACCAAACUUAAAGGUCAGAAAAAGAGUGCACGCCAGUAUCACGUACAAUUCUUUGGUGAUGCCCCAGAAAGAGCUUGGAUAUUUGAGAAGAGCCUUGUAGCUUUUGAAGGAGAAGGACAGUUUGAAAAAUUAUGCCAGGAAAGUGCCAAGCAGGCACCCACGAAAGCUGAGAAAAUUAAGCUGUUGAAACCUAUUUCAGGGAAAUUGAGGGCCCAGUGGGAAACGGGCAUCGUUCAAGCAGAAGAAGCUGCAAGCAUGUCUGUGGAGGAGCGGAAGGCCAAGUUCACUUUCCUCUACGUGGGGGAGCAGCUUCACCUCAACCCUCACGUAGCUAAGGAGGCAGGCAUUCCUGUGGAGGCUCCGCCUCUGGGACCCAUGGUAGAGCCCUCAGGAGUCCCCGAGGAAGCUGCUGCUGACCCCAAGUCCAUGCGAGAAGAGGGCGUUCCCAUCAAGAGAAGGCGGAGAGUGAAGCUGUCUAGCUCUGCCGAAAACCGAGCGGGUGACCCUGGGACAGUACAGAGUACUCCUCAAAAGAUGGCAGAGGCCGACCCCAAGAGAGGAGUCGGGUCUCCUCCUGGGAGGAAGAAGGCCACGGCCUCCGCUCCACGAAGCAGAAAGGGAGAUGCGGCAUCCCAGUUUCUGGUCUUCUGUCAGAAGCACAGGGAUGAGGUGGUCGCAGAGCACCCGGACGCCUCGGCCGAGGAGGUCAAAGAGCUGCUCGGCUCCCAGUGGGACAUGCUCAACGAGAAGCAGAAGGCGCGCUAUAACACCAAGUUUGCCCUCGUGGCCUCUCCCCAGUCUGAAGAAGACUCCGGUAACGUAAAUGGGAAAAAAAGAAACCAUACCAAGAGGACGCAGGACCCUCCUGAAGACGUUGAAAUCGAAGACGCACCCAGGAAAAGACUCAGGACCGACAAGCACGGUCUCCGGAAGAGAGAGACGGCGAGUGACAAGACGGCCCGAACAGGUUCUUGCAAGGCCAUGGAGGCCGCCACCUCGCUGAAGAGCCAGGCAGCAACGAAACACCUGUCUGACGCAUGCAAACCACUGAAGAAGCGAAAUCGGGCGUCUGCAGCAGCGUCGUGCGCUCCUUUUAGCAAAAGUUCAUCUCCUUCUGCGUCCCUAACUGAGAAUGAGAUGUCAGGCCGCAGGGACGCCCGCCACACGGGGCUGCCCUGGGCCUGCGACGAGGACGCCACGCCGAAGGGGCUGGCCUUGCUCGAGGCCACCCUCGUCCUCUGGCUCAUGACUUACCGAGUCUGUACCGAACACUGCCGGUGCCCGCACCGCCGGAAAGAGAGCGAGCCGCACACAGACGAGCGUCUUUACGUCCAGUCCUCCAUUGGCUGCAUCCAGCGCGGCGGAAAGGGGAGGCUUGGUGACCCAGGGGUCCCGCGUGUGGCCACGCUGGGACGACAGUUUAAUUCUUGUUCCCUGCCCCUCUUUAACCGUCUGCUAGGGAUUCACUCGUGUUUCGUGUGUAAGGAGAGCAAGACCGACGUCAGGCGCUGCGUCGUGUCGCAGUGCGGGAAGUUCUACCACGAAGCCUGUGUGAGGAAGUACCCUCUGACCGUGUUCGAGAGCCGAGGCUUCCGCUGCCCCCUGCACAGCUGCGUGACCUGCCACGCGUCCAACCCUUCCAACCCCAGGCCGUCGAAAGGGAAAAUGAUGCGGUGCGUCCGCUGCCCCGUCGCCUACCACGGAGGGGACGCUUGUCUGGCGGCCGGCUGCUCCGUGAUCGCUUCCCACAGCAUCAUCUGCACAAGCCAUUUCACUGCCCGCAAGGGGAAGAGGCAUCACGCUCACGUGAACGUGAGCUGGUGUUUCGUGUGCUCCAAAGGGGGAAGCCUGCUGUGCUGUGAGUCCUGCCCGGCGGCCUUCCACCCCGACUGCCUGAGCAUCGAGAUGCCCGACGGCAGCUGGUUCUGCAACGAGUGCCGAGCCGGGAAGAAGCUGCACUUCCAGGACGUCGUCUGGGUUAAACUGGGGAACUACAGAUGGUGGCCGGCAGAAGUUUGCCAUCCCAAAAAUGUUCCCCCAAAUAUUCAGAAAAUGAAGCACGAGAUUGGAGAAUUCCCUGUGUUUUUCUUUGGGUCUAAAGAUUAUUACUGGACGCAUCAGGCGCGAGUGUUCCCGUACAUGGAGGGGGACCGGGGCAGCCGCUACCAGGGGGUCAGAGGGAUCGGAAGAGUCUUCAAAAACGCACUGCAGGAAGCCGAAGCUCGUUUUCGUGAAAUCAAACUUCAAAGGGAAGCCAGAGAAACACAGGAGAGUGAGCGCAAGCCCCCGCCGUACAAGCACAUUAAGGUGAACAAGCCCUAUGGGAAAGUCCAGAUCCACACGGCCGACAUCUCUGAGAUCCCCAAGUGCAACUGUAAGCCCACCGACGAGAACCCCUGCGGCUUCGACUCGGAGUGUCUGAACCGGAUGCUGAUGUUCGAGUGCCACCCGCAGGUGUGCCCCGCGGGCGAGUACUGCCAGAAUCAGUGCUUCACCAAGCGCCAGUACCCCGAGACCAAGAUCAUCAAGACUGACGGCAAAGGGUGGGGCCUGGUCGCCAAGCGGGACAUCAGAAAGGGAGAGUUCGUGAAUGAGUACGUCGGUGAGCUGAUUGACGAGGAGGAGUGCAUGGCGAGGAUCAAACAUGCACACGAGAACGACAUCACACACUUCUACAUGCUCACCAUAGACAAGGACCGGAUAAUUGAUGCUGGCCCCAAAGGAAACUACUCCCGGUUCAUGAAUCACAGCUGCCAGCCCAACUGUGAGACCCUCAAGUGGACGGUGAACGGGGACACUCGCGUGGGCCUGUUUGCCGUGUGCGACAUCCCCGCAGGGACGGAGCUGACCUUUAACUACAACCUCGACUGUUUGGGUAACGAGAAGACAGUCUGUCGGUGUGGGGCCUCCAACUGCAGCGGGUUCCUUGGGGACAGACCAAAGACCUCGACGUCCCUUUCUUCAGAGGAAAAGGGCAAAAAGAGCAAGAAAAGAACGAGGAGGCGGAGAACCAGAGGCGAAGGGAAGAAGGAGUCCGAGGAUGAGUGUUUCCGCUGUGGGGACGGCGGCCAGCUGGUGCUGUGUGACCGCAAAUCCUGCACCAAGGCCUACCACCUGUCGUGCCUGGGCCUGGGCAAACGGCCCUUCGGGAAGUGGGAAUGUCCUUGGCACCACUGUGACGUGUGUGGCAGACCUUCCACGUCAUUCUGCCACUUCUGCCCCAACUCAUUCUGCAAGGAGCACCAGGACGGGGCGGCCCUCGGCUCCACGCGGGACGGGCGGCCAUGCUGCUGCGAGCAUGACCUGGGGGCCGUGUCGGCCCGGAGCGCCCAGACUGGGAAACCCUUUCCGGAACCCAGCAAGUCCAAGGGGAAGAGGAAGAGAAGGAGGUGCUGGCGGAGGGUCACGGAAGGCAAAUAG
This is a messenger RNA of Puma concolor (puma), 4146 nucleotides long. The record is from RefSeq and is a predicted model, not a curated record. NCBI's taxonomy places the organism in Eukaryota, Metazoa, Chordata, Mammalia, Carnivora, Felidae.